This is a messenger RNA of Condylura cristata (star-nosed mole), 2668 nucleotides long. It is a transcript of the gene RNF217, whose product is annotated as ring finger protein 217. Gene Ontology annotation, molecular function: ubiquitin protein ligase activity; zinc ion binding; ubiquitin conjugating enzyme binding. The transcript is spliced from 9 exons. The coding region runs from base 1 to 1890 and encodes 629 amino acids. The record is from RefSeq and is a predicted model, not a curated record. Gene Ontology annotation, biological process: protein polyubiquitination; positive regulation of proteasomal ubiquitin-dependent protein catabolic process; ubiquitin-dependent protein catabolic process. NCBI's taxonomy places the organism in Eukaryota, Metazoa, Chordata, Mammalia, Eulipotyphla, Talpidae. Gene Ontology annotation, cellular component: cytoplasm; ubiquitin ligase complex.
AUGGCUGUGGAUUUCUAUCAACAGAGGCCAACUAAAUAUGUAUUAGCUAUGUUUACUCUUUUAUAUCUAAUUCAAAUUGAAAACCCGAUUUUUGCUCAUUAUAUCCUUUGGGGAUAUGUUGAUCUCCAUGUGCAGAGAGGUUCUGCACACAGCUGUCUGGACAUAAAUCUUUCAAGCUUCAAACUGGAGGCCACCAAAACACCUGAGCCUCUUGUCAUUGUUCUCUCUUUCAGGAUGAAGUCAAGCAAAUGCCCGAAGGGCACCCGGCCCGCGCCCGGGUUUCGCGGAGGCCGGGAAGGAACUGGGCGCGAGAGCGCAUCUCGGCUCGCAGAUCACACCCACUCGGGAGUGCGACCCUCGCGGCCGCGAGGGGACAGCGCUGGGGCUCCGGGGCUGAGCGCCGCCUCCGGGGAGCCGAGCGGCGGUGGCCACGGAAGCGACUCGGGCUGCGCGGACACGAGCUCCCCCGAGUCCCCGAAGACCUCGGGGAGCUCGGGCUGGAGACGGAGCCGAACCCGAGGGCAGCCCGCGGGACUGGCACUCGCCGGACCCCUCAACCCUCAGACUUUGCAAGAGCAGCUGGAAGCGGAAGAGGAGGAAGCCGGAGACCGAAGCGAGGGAAGGGAUGAACUACCGGAGGCUCCCGCCCGCGACGAGCCGGAGCCCAGAGUCGGCGUCGGGGCCCCGGACGCACUGGUCCUGGACGUGCUGGGUCCGCGGCGCCUGCCCCCCGCCCAGAGACAAGUCUUGUGCUCCGUGUACUGCGUGGAGAACGACCUGCCAGACGGCCCCCCGGCGGAGCAGAUCUCGCCGACCGCGUCGCCACCUCGGGUUCCGCCGGUGACGAACCCUCCCGACACCCCCACCUCCUUUCCGAGCCCCCGGCUGCCCCUCCCCACGGACCCCCUCGCCCCCGACGGCAGCAGCAUCGAGCUGGAGUUCUACCUGGCCCCGGAGCCUUUCUCCGUGCCCAGCCUGUUGGGAGCUCCACCCUACUCUGGCCUGGGUGGGGUAGGGGAUCCUUAUGCGCCCCUCAUGGUGCUGAUGUGCCGGGUGUGCCUGGAAGACAAGCCUAUCAAGCCCUUGCCCUGCUGCAAGAAGGCCGUGUGCGAGGAGUGCCUCAAAGUCUACCUGAGCUCCCAGGUGCAACUUGGCCAAGUAGAAAUCAAAUGCCCUAUCACAGAAUGUUUUGAAUUCCUGGAAGAAACAACGGUUAUCUAUAACUUAACACAUGAAGACUCCAUCAAAUAUAAGUACUUCUUGGAACUUGGCCGUAUUGAUUCCAGCACCAAACCAUGUCCUCAGUGCAAGCACUUUACAACCUUCAAGAAAAAAGGACAUAUUCCCACCCCUUCCAGAUCAGAAAGCAAAUACAAAAUCCAGUGCCCCACUUGCCAAUUCGUCUGGUGUUUUAAGUGCCACUCCCCUUGGCAUGAAGGUGUCAACUGCAAAGAGUACAAGAAAGGAGACAAAUUAUUGCGUCACUGGGCCAGUGAAAUUGAACAUGGGCAGAGAAAUGCCCAAAAGUGUCCAAAGUGCAAGAUCCACAUACAAAGAACUGAAGGAUGUGACCAUAUGACCUGCUCACAAUGUAACACUAAUUUUUGUUAUCGAUGUGGGGAGAGAUACCGCCAGCUCCGAUUCUUUGGAGACCACACAUCAAACCUCAGUAUAUUUGGAUGCAAAUAUCGCUACCUCCCAGAGAGACCUCAUCUAAGGAGAUUAGUGCGAGGGUCUGUCUGCGCUGGAAAAUUAUUUGUUGCACCUCUAAUCCUGGUUUUGGGAUUAGCACUAGGGGCCAUAGCAGUUGUAAUCGGUUUAUUUGUGUUUCCUAUCUAUUGCCUUUGUAAAAAACAGAGAAAACGAUCACGGACAGGUAUGCACUGGUGAAAUGCAAAUAAUUCAUCCAACUGAGCUUUCCCAGGUAGGAGCUAUACAGAAGGGUACCCCCAUCUGAGAGUCAUGUCUUGAAAAACACUGAGAGGAACCUUCUGCCGUCUCAUCUCCCUGUGGCCCUUGGCCAGCCACAAUACCUAGAGCUUCGGUGCACUCCCCAUAUGGUGUCCUGUCCUUUCCUUAUUCAGAUUGCUGCUUUUCAAAAUGGUCACUUUCACAGACUAUAUUCAUCAGUAUCAUAAUGCUGACCUUCUUAAUGGUUCUUGGAAGAAAAUAUUUUAAUCAGGAACCAACUCUCCUCAGAAUUGUCUGAGCCUGCUCUCCCGAGCAUUGCUUGGAUGUCUCCAUACCUACACCUCCCUCCAAGCCAUCUUCUGAGACUUGGUGUGAAUAGCUCAAGUGCCAUCUCUACCAACAAGCAAAGCCACUUUUCAGAAGAUAAAGACUCAUCAUGUGCACCUGUUUUCUUCUGUAGCCUAAGAAGUAGAACCCCUACAUCCUUCAGAUGUUAUAAUUGUUAAAAAUGCCCAAAAGGAAACUAAUGAAACUAAAUUAAUGGGAAGAAUCAUGAGUUAUUGAGUGUAUAUGUGUAAGGGUGUGAAUGUGUGUAUAUAAAUAUCUGUAUUGAAAUCCGUCCAUAAACCUUGUACUUGUCAAGUUCUCUGCCUCUACACUGUCUUUCCACAUUUUCAUGGACAUAUUUAAAGAUGAUGGUUCCUUUGUGGGCAUAAUUUGGUAAUGUACUGAAUUAAAAUCAAUGUAGACAACAGGC